GCUCCCGUGGCUCAUGCCAUCACUUCCAUUCUGUGGCUCACGGCCUUUCUAACCAGCGCCAGCUCCACCUGUGCAGCUACCAUCUCCCAGGGCGGCUCAUGUGCUGCAGCCAUUCUGAGGGAUUUGGCCACGGCAGGGUCCACGAUCUACGGCUUUGAUGAAGAUUGCUAUUUGACCAAGCCCAGGGAGACCAGCUGGCGUGUGUAUCAGCGGUGGUACCAGCAUUUGCUCCCAGAACCCGAGGAGCGGCGCCUGCGGAGCACCAGAGGCGCGCAGAACCUCACGGCCUACCGCGCCAAGUCUGCCGAGAUUGCCGCGAAGCUCCGAAAUCUGACGGCGCCCUCAGCCGGUGGCCGGGCCGUGUUGCCCAACGUGCUGUUUGAUGCCGAGAGCAAGGGACUUCCUCGCGAUUUGGUGAGCAAAGAGCAGAAGGUCAGAGCAGUGGAUGCCAAACAUAACUACAACACUGAACGCAACUUUGCCCUGGCCAACUGUGUCUUUGACAGCGUGGCCGCCACCACGUGGAUGAUGCGUGCCUUGCUCUCCAUUGAAGAGGCCUCGCGCAACUGCCCGGAGCCAAAGGCCUGUACCGUGGAUGUCUUGUACGUCCUUGGUUCCUUUUCCUAUGCCGCGCAGACCUUAUCCUUGGCCUUUGUGGAUUGCCCUAAGCGUGGCAAGCGUGAGGCGCUCUGUGGCGCGGACAUCUCCGAUGUCGUCGGCUCCAUGGCCAUCUUCGUAGCCUCCACCUUGCAGGCUGCGGAGUAUUGUGACGCCACGUUCCGGGCCCCCACCGGCCCCAUCCGGGGCGGCCUCCGGUCUGCGGCCGGUCACUGGCGUGUCACUCCCGGCCUGGCCUUAAUUAGUGUCCCAAGUUGUGACCCGGGACUCGGUCAAAAUUAUUUGACACCCACAAACAAAAGAUCAAGUGAAAUUCCGAAGCCAUUUGGGCAACCCCAUCCCAGCCCUCGAACUGUUGCAGCACCUGCCAUGGCGGUGGAAGACCAACAGCUGAUUGCCGAUGCUCAAAACGAGGAGCGCAGUGCAGGAGGCUGGCGACGGGCAUCCGGGCCCUUGGUGCUUGGACUUCUGGGGAGCAACCUGCUGCUUUUGUGCAUGGUUCUUUGGCUGGCCAUUACCGCAGGGGCUGGUUCACCGUCCGCGGAUGGUCCAACAGAUCAUGAUCUCAUGUUGCCCUUGCACUCCGAGUUCCGCCGGGAGCAACAGGAGCAACGGCACCUCUUCGACGUGAACUUGUUCGAUGAGCCGGAUGAGCCGUAUGAAGACUACCCCACUGACACUGGGACAUGGUACAGCUGG
Messenger RNA from Cladocopium goreaui, 1317 nucleotides. The record is from the annotation of a GenBank genome assembly. Lineage: Eukaryota; Dinophyceae; Suessiales; Symbiodiniaceae.